UGUGUGACGUAGAGGUGAGAGGUCAGAGCGUCGCCCUGCGCACACGGGAGAAUGACAACAUUACGAGCUUACACGUGCGAUGAUCUGUUUAAAUUCAACAAUAUUAAUCUGGAUCCCUUGACAGAAACUUAUGGAAUUCCUUUCUAUCUUCAGUAUUUGGCUCAUUGGCCAGAGUAUUUCAUAGUAGCAGAGGCUCCAGGCGGUGAACUGAUGGGCUACAUCAUGGGAAAGGCAGAGGGGUCCGUCGCUAGAGAGGAGUGGCACGGGCACGUCACCGCUCUCUCUGUGGCCCCCGAGUUCAGACGACUGGGUCUGGCUGCCAAACUCAUGGAGAUGUUAGAGGAGAUCUCAGAAAGGAAGGGUGGAUUCUUUGUGGAUCUCUUUGUGCGAGUUUCCAAUCAAGUUGCUGUGAAUAUGUACAAACAGCUCGGCUACAGCGUGUACCGAACCGUUAUAGAGUAUUACUCCGCCAGUAACGGUGAACCUGAUGAAGAUGCAUAUGAUAUGAGAAAAGCUUUAUCCAGAGACACAGAGAAGAAAUCCAUAAUCCCGCUUCCACACCCCGUCCGACCAGAAGAUAUUGAAUAACAUUAACAUGUGGCUCUCUGAAAUCAACAUUCAACUGGGAAAACAGACAUUAGAUUUUUUUGGUCACAAUGUCGGAGAGCCACCGCUUUGAAUGAAUUGGGUUAAUAAUUCUACUGAGUUAAUAAAGCUAAAUCUUAUGGACUAGUUACAUUAAAUAAAAAAGUUUAAAGCAAACACUUGGCGUAGUUGUCUUUUUAAAUAAAAUAUAAAAGGCUCUUGUGCAGGUUGAA
This is a messenger RNA of Carassius carassius (crucian carp), 818 nucleotides long. RefSeq names its product N-alpha-acetyltransferase 20. The record is from RefSeq and is a predicted model, not a curated record. Gene Ontology annotation, biological process: N-terminal peptidyl-methionine acetylation. The transcript is spliced from 6 exons. Bases 52 to 588 code for a protein of 178 amino acids. Gene Ontology annotation, molecular function: protein-N-terminal amino-acid acetyltransferase activity. Gene Ontology annotation, cellular component: NatB complex. Lineage: Eukaryota; Metazoa; Chordata; Actinopteri; Cypriniformes; Cyprinidae.